Ustilaginoidea virens is the source of this 897-nucleotide messenger RNA. RefSeq lists its product as uncharacterized. The record is from RefSeq and is a predicted model, not a curated record. The coding region runs from base 1 to 897 and encodes 298 amino acids. The transcript has 2 exons. NCBI's taxonomy places the organism in Eukaryota, Fungi, Ascomycota, Sordariomycetes, Hypocreales, Clavicipitaceae.
AUGCAGCAGCACUCCAGGGAGCGGGUGUACGUGCGAGCAAUUGCGUGGAGGGCUGACCUUCAGCUGCGAAUCCUAAACAUUCGGUUCAAGGUCGUAGCAAUGUACCGCAAGGAACAGCGUGAGGGAGCCGAAAGGUUUUAUCGCUUGAUUACUCAAAGCUCUCGCAGUGUUCCAGCAGCUAGCGAUGGUCAAGCGGAAGACACGCCGACAGCUGACGAUGCCGCCCUCACGCCGUCUGAAUUCAACCUGUGGUGUGCCGUGGCGCGGCUCAGGGCUCAGUAUGAGUGGUCACAACGGAACGGCAUGAUUGACAUUAUAGAAGGCUUGGGACUUCCCCGAACUGUUGACUACCUGACCUUGUACUACGGCGGCCGGGCCGUCGACGAUAUCCCAACAAGCGCCGUCUUCAAAGCCGAAACCGGGCCUGGACGGCUCGCGUUCAUCCACCUCCGAAAGAUCGAAAAGAUCCGAGACAAGCAUCUCGGGCUCAAACAUGCCCGGAGUCUCGACAAGCUGUUCGCCAAGAACAAGCCGGUCGCCACGCGCACAUUCAAGAAGCUGCAGCGUCUCCAGCCAGCCGUGGAAACGGAGGAUCCGUACAUCGCGGGCAUCCUGAUUGCGCUGGCGCAAGAGCAACGGCAGGCGAGAGGACGAGCGAGCGCCGAGAGGGUCAGGGCCAUUGCGCUGCCGUACCUAAAGCACUUUUCGACCAAGGCCUAUUUCUACACCGCGUGCAUACCGAAGGCGUUCCUGGACAGGCUGGAGCGGCCCUGGGAAGCUGGGGAAUGCGACGAGGUGACGGUGCGGUACGGAGGCAUCAGCCUGAAGGAUGAGGAGGCCGCGCUGCAGUGCUUCAGGAAGUUUCUGGACGGGACGGUGCAUCGUACUGAUGAGUAG